AAAAAAGUUUAAAGAUAUGUGGGACAUGUGCUAUCUGCAAUAUGGCGUCAUCCUGAUAGGAAAAAAUUAACUUGUGUAGUCGAGAAUAUUCUCGUGUUUUUAAAUUAAUAACCUGAUAAAGAAACACUUAAAAUGGCUUUAUUUGGAGUACAAUUAGUAGUUACAAUGGUUAUGGCAAGUGUUCUACAAAAGCUAUCUUCUCAUUUUUCUGUUGCUCGUUGGAUGUUGUGUAAUAGGUUAGUUCGCUAUUUGCAUCCUUCAGAUGAAGAAUUAAAAAUGUUAGCAGGAAUUCAACCUGUUUCAAAUAAAGGAAAAGGAAAAAAAAAUAAAGAUAGACAGUUUGAAGGAUCUGAAAAAGAUUCAGAAUUUCUUGUGCCAAAGAAAUUAGAUUUGCAACUAGAUUCUGUUGUUAUAAAACCUGUUGACAUGAUUCAAUUAAGAUAUUAUUCUGAAUAUCAGUGGCUGGUUGAUUUUGCAUUAUGUGCUGUUAUUGUUUAUAUUAUCACAGAAUUUUAUUAUUUUAUUCUUCCACCAAAAGAAGAAGUAAAUUUAAGUAUUCUCUGGUGUAUUUUAGUUGUUGGAUUUACUUUGAAAAUUUUGCUGUCACUUACUGCAUUGUAUUUUAAAGGAGAUGAAGCAAUUGGUGAGAGAUCACUAUGUUUAUCAGCUGGAGGAUUUUUCUUUUUACUUGCAAUGAUAGUUUUAAUUACAGAUGAAAAUAUUCUUGAAUUUGGAUUAGAACCAGCAUAUUCAAGCUUUAAUUCAAGUGCCUUUCACUUUUUACAAAAUCAGGGAUUGAAUUCUAGUGGACCUGCAUCACAAUUAAUGUUUAAAUUAAGUCUUGCUGUCUGGAGUGGAUUAAUGGGAACAUUUUUUACUUUUCCUGGUUUACGAUUUGCUAGAAUGCAUCGUGAUUGUCUUAAAUAUUGUGAUGAACGACCAUUCACAAAACUCUUUCUUCAUUUAAGCUUCUUAUCACCAUUAUUAAUAUUAAUCAUGUGGGUAAAGCCCUUAGCUCGAGACUAUUUUACUCAACGAACAUGGCCAGGAAUGAAUGGUGUCUUGAUGAGACCUGAUGUAUUUGAAACUGUACGACUAAUGAUGCUCAUUGGAAUAGUAAUUCUUAGAUUCUUAUUGAUGCCACAUUAUCUUCAGUCUUAUUUAAAUCUGGCACCAGGAAAAAUAGAACAACUUAGAAAAGAAGCUGGACGAAUUAGCAAUGUUGAACUGCAACGCUUGGUGAAUACACAUGGAGCAGUUACUUAUGGUUACCUGUUUCAAACCAAAACAAAACUUUGCCAAUAACACCAGUUAUUGUAAAUGAUGAUACAAUUAUCAGCACAAGUCAGCAAUUUUCUUUGACACUGAAUAAUCUAAAGCAUGUUUUUACUCCUGUGUUGUAUAGAGGUGUGCUAGGAUUUAUGACAUGGUGGUUAUGUGCUGUUUG
Molecule: messenger RNA, 1447 nt
Organism: Centruroides sculpturatus (bark scorpion)
Lineage: Eukaryota; Metazoa; Arthropoda; Arachnida; Scorpiones; Buthidae
Gene: emei
Product: transmembrane protein 161B-like
Exons: 10
Coding region: 133-1305 (390 amino acids)
Source: RefSeq, a predicted model, not a curated record